GGUGUCGUGGCAUGCUGCUUUGGUUUCAGAUACUGAGCUACCGAGAGAUCAGAGGUCAUACUUGGUACUGAAAACUCUUGUAAUUAUUUAGCAAUUAUAACUGUUUCCCGUGCGCACUGUAAAAGGUAGCAGCCCGUGUCGUGACCUUUUCCUGAGAUUUCCCCCUGCUGCAGUCUCCUUAUUAAUCAGAUUAUCCCCCUUUUAUUUAAAGGGCCAUUGGAAUAACAUAGGAGAAAAUACAUUGUAAUCCUACUGUACACAAAAAGGAAAUACGUUGUUUGUCUUUGGUUAAAGCUUACAUACAUACAGAUCUGUUUAUGGAAUUCUUCACGAUUUUGGCAACAUUGAAUAUUUCUACGUAGACUUGAAACGCAUUAGAGAGCAAUGAAAUGUCACACACAAAAUGUGUGAGGAAUUAUUAAAUAUGCAAUAAUUAAAACAAUCUAAAGCUGACCUGUCGUGUGCUUACGUUUUACAUAAUAAAAUUCUUUCCCUAGGUUUAUGUAUAUGGUGUUUUUUGUUACCCUCCCCCCACCCCUCCACAUUUUUCUAACAUGUCCCACUAUCAAGUAAUUGUACAAAUGUAUUUAAAAUCAUGGGCUUGUCUUCCUGGUUGCAAAAUUAGAUUGUGAAUUGGUCUCCCUUGCUGUAUAAUGUGAUUGGCUCAGGAGGGUUUAGGCACAAGAGCCUUAGAGAUCCUCAAAGCAAGCGACUCGUGAGAUAGUCUCUAAAGUACACAAAGUUUGAAAACCUGUGGCUUUUUAUUACGUUCUCAAUAAAAACUUGACAUAUCUGUGUUCAUCAGUAUAAUUGGAAAGUAAAAUAGCCAUUGUACGCCUAAAUCAAAUGAUCUUAUCAAACGUGUGCUUACUGCUUUUUGCUUUGGAGGUAUGUGUGCCGAUUCAUAGUGUGCUGUUGUUGAAUAUGAUCAACACAUUUGCUAAUAAUUUGGCUAUACGAGUGUCUGUGUUGUAAAAAUGACACGACAUUUAAUUGGAUGAUAAUGUUAAUAUACUGGUGGGCAGCACAGGGAUUGGGGACUUGUGGAGUAGUAGGUGGUAGAUGUUAUAUUUACAGAGCAGUACACGGGGCAAAGUUCUAAAAUCUGAGCAAUCUCAGUGGAGAACAGUGGUUUAUUCCUGACAAGUGUUCCACAAAUGGAAUUUGCCCCAGAAUUGAUCUGUACACAACAUUUCCUUUAUGCUGUAGUGUGACUGCUGAUCUGCAUGUCAGAGAAACCUAAUACCAGAGUGCCUUUUCCAUAUGACCUUUAGCUGUCACAAUGCCAUGCAGUGCCUAUAGUUGGACAAGGUCCGACUGGGAACGUAGUCGUCAAAUCCCAUAACUCUCAGUGAGGGUAUGCAUCGCAGCACGUUUUACGUACUCAGCGAGCAUUAGUAGGGCUAAAGUUAGAAUCCGUUUGUUCCCCCUGUUACUAUCAGUAGCACUUUAUAAACUGCCUUUAACAGUAGAUUUUUUCCAAUUAUAAACAGUGUCAGAUUUUUUUGAAACAUUGGGUGAGAUGUUUAAAUAAUGACGCUAUUUCUAACACUUUGCUUGAUCCUCUUUUGGUCUUUCUCUUGCUUCAGCACUCCGAUGGUAUGUGCUAAGAUAACCGAAUGCCGAAUGGGUUUUAUACGUGUAAACACCAAGGGGCACAAUUGCAAUUUUCUUUCUUUAAUAUUUCCCCCACCUCAUUUUUUUCUUCAUUGCACGCUGCUUUACUUAUUUCUUACAGUGAUAAUGUUGUUGUAGGUUAUGUAAUUUUUUUGGCUUUGUAGCGUGACAUUUUUAUACUCACCUGUUGGGUUAAUAACACUAUAUGCCCUUUUUUCUUUUUUUUUUUUUCUGUUAUAUGCCAGAAAAGUGAUGUGUUGAAAACACUCCAAACACAUUGAAUGUGGCCAUUAAGAGACGAUUAGUAAAUAUCCCAAGUUCUGUGUUACCAAUUGAGCACUUUGGGUUUCAAUAUCGCUUGUAUGCUGAUGAUACAUGGACCUACCACCUUUUCCAUCAUUCAUUCAUCAUCUCAUGCCUUGAUUAUUGUAACUCACUCCGCAUUGGCUUUCCCCACAAAGUCCCGUUACAAUCUGUUAUAAAUGCUGGUGCCAUUAUAUUUCCUCUCUAACCCACAAAUAUACUCUUCUCAUUCCCUUCGCUCCACCAAUGACCUUUUCUUGUAUUCGUCUGCUAAUUCUCAUCUACAGGACUUCUCCGGGGCUGCAACUUUUUUUGUGGAAUGCGUUCUAUUAGACUUUCUCCUAGGAUCCAAUCAAUGCAUCUCUAUGGGGAACAUUUGGCGCCUCCAUGCAGAGCGUGGAGGCACAGACCGUGGAGAACUGGACUAAUAACCACAUCUAGUGGCCAUCUGAGUGACUGUCACUAGAGGUGUUAAUAGCCAGCAAUGUUAACACUGCCUUUUUCUCUGAAAAACCUGCAUGGACAUGCUACAGACACCAGAACAACCACAUUAAGCUGUAGUGGUUCUGGUGACUAUAAUGUCCCUUUCGGAAUUGUAUUUUCAUCAUUGUAAAUAAUACUUUGUUAGUUUCUAUCUCUUUUAGUUGGCUCCUAGAUUCCAGGCACGUUUGUCAAGCCCUGCACUACACACAACAGGGAGAGAUACUCCCGAACUUGACGAGGUUAUAUAGUGAUUUGAGCAGGGAAGCGUCUCAAACUCCAACAAUGUAUGUGUACUCUGUCACUCGAAUAAUGUGGGUUUCCCACACUGACUCUGCUGCUAGAUUUUGGCUUGGCCAUCACUAUAAACAUAGCAAUGAGCUCAAGUUUAUCAAAGUAAGCUUAUUGUAAUGACAAAAACCAAAGCACACAUUUGUUUUUUCUAUACAACACAAUAUAAAACUGGGCUUCUACUUAGAACAUGUAUUUAUUUAAGGUUAUUUCUGGCUGCAGGUGUCUGUGUCGCAAUCUGAAGCAGGAAUGCAGCCCCUGGGGCUGCAGAGAGUUUGUGAAAACGUUACGUGUCUCUAUUUAACAAACACAAGCCGUAGACGGAUUACUUGUAAAAAUGUGAGAGGAUUUAUUCUGCCUAAUCAUCAAGUCUCUUGUUUUAUUGGAGCCUAUGGCUCUGCAGGCUGAGAUUUGGGGGACUAAUACUCUUCCUGAUUACAAAUUACAAUGCUCAAAUCAGAUUAAAAUACAUCCGUUACACUCACUCUCUGCACGAACCUCUUCUCAAGUUAGAGUUCUCACUUUAACACUUCUGCUGUAGGGGGGGGGCUAACCAAAACGUACAAUCCAGAUUUUUGUAGUCUUUAAGGAACCAUCAAGUCUUGUAAAUCACUUCAUCUUCCUUAAGGUCCCUCCUGUGCCAUAAUUGUAUUUAAUUUUAUUUUCUACUAGCUUAACCUCCAUGCUUUUUAGCUUAGCUCUAUUGACCUACAAGUCUUUCUCCUUACCCAACUUACUCAUAGCUUGUAUACAAUGGCCUCCUCCAGUGUGUAUGGCCUUCUCCUUACCCAACUUACUCAUCGCUUGUAUACAAUAGCCUCCUCCAGUGUGUAUGGCCUUCUCCUUGCCUAACUUACUCACCGCUUGUAUACAAUGGCCUCCUCCAGUGUCUGGGCCUUCUCCUUACCCAACUUACUCAUAGCUUGUAUACAAUGGCCUCCUCCAGUGUGUAUGGCCUUCUCCUUACCUAACUUACUCAUCGCUUGUAUACAAUGGCCUCCUCCAGUGUGUAUGGCUUUCUCCUUACCUAACUUACUCAUAGCUUGUAUACAAUGGCCUCCUCCAGUGUCUGGGCCUUCUCCUUACCCAACUUACUCAUAGCUUGUAUACAAUGGCCUCCUCCAGUGUGUAUGGCUUUCUCCUUACCUAACUUACUCAUCGCUUGUAUACAAUGGCCUCCUCCAGUGUGUAUGGCUUUCUCCUUACCUAACUUACUCAUAGCUUGUAUACAAUGGCCUCCUCCAGUGUGUAUGGCCUUCUCCUUACCUAACUUACUCAUAGCUUGUAUACAAUGGCCUCCUCCAGUGUGUAUGGCCUUCUCCUUACCUAACUUACUCAUCGCUUGUAUACAAUGGCAUCCCUCCAGUGUGUAUGGCCUUCUCCUUAUCCAACUUACUCAUUGCUUGUAUACAAUGGCAUCCUCCAGUGUGUAUGGCCUUCUCCUUAUCCAACUUUCUCAUUGCUUGUAUACAAUGGCCUAUCUACACUUAUUACAUGACAUUGUCUUACCAAUUUUUUUUAAUAUUUAUUUUCACCACAUCCCCUUGGCCUCAUGCCUUGUGUGAUUUAUGAAACUCCCUGUGAAACCUGUUAUCAAAAUAAGUUUAUCUGACAUUUGUGUCCUGCCUUUUGACGUUCUGUUGAGAGCACAUUGAGGUUAAAAUGUAAAUGUUAUGUAACAACAAUGACUGUGUAAGCACUAUGUAAUCUAUAUCGAUGCAUCUUACUGCAUAUUCACCAAACCUUUCUAGCAAGCAUACUGAUACUUAAUCACAGUAUCUCUGGAACAUUAUUUUAUGAUUUCAGAUUUUGAUAUAUAUAUAUAUAUAUAUAUAUAUAUAUAAAAAAAAUUUAAAUUUUAUUUUAUUAAUGGCAAUAGUAGGUCUGUGUGAUUGUGUGGUCGACGUUGUGACAGGUGCCAUAUUUGAACUUUGGGGCUCAAAUCCUUGAUCCUGAGGGUAAAAUAUCAUGGACAUUAGCAGAGUUGUCAUCAGUGUUGGUGGAUGGGCUAUUAAUGUCCAGGAGCCAGUCUGAUCUAGAUCCAUGUACGUCACAAACCCAUGGCUUCUUCAUUUUACUUAUUUAGAAAUGUUUAUUUACUUUGAGCAGUGUGGGCAGCUGUAAAUGUUGUGUGGCACAGUUCUACUUUUGAUUAGACUUUUAUUUAGAAUUGGUGACCUCAACAGAUGUUUUCUCAAAUGUGUAGUCCCAGUCUUGGCAUUGGUUGAAAUUGGUGGGGGGAAAUAAUGUCCAUACCUUUUUAGCUUUUUUUUCCCCCUCUCUCUCUUAUGGUGAAUUCUGAAUCACUGGGACCAUUCCGAGAUAUGACCCAUAGGAGGUUUCAAAAAGGAGGGGUACAAAAUUGUGUAAAAUGUUUUGAUUUUGCCAUCAAAAAAAGAGUACUGAUACUGUUCUAAUAUAAUGCAAUAUGAGCUCACAACAAACAUUACUAUCAUAUAAUGCAAUAUGGAUGAAGGUUAACAAACACAGCAUAAAUAAUCAAAAUAGCAGGAUAAUACAGUAAGUAAAGUAUGUUAAAAAUUGCAAUUACCCUAAAGUAGGUUGGUUUAGGGAUGAGAUACACACUCUGGUUCCCACCAUCUUCUAUAGGCAACUUGCCCUGGACCCCUUGGGUCUUCCUCCUGUCUUGGCCAAUGAAAAAUAUGACCAUAAACUUCUAAACAAGAUCAUUCUAGUGGCAAGAGCAGCACUAGGACAAUCAUGGUUCCAAGUUCCAUCUAGGGCAAAAGGUAUUCUUAAACUAAAAGAUAUUUAUCUAAUGGAUAAACUGACAGUGCAGUUAGAGAACACUCUACUCACUUUCCAAAAGGUUUAGCUGCCUUGGGAGUCUGUUCAAGGCCAUUAGGAUCAUUUGUUGAUGGAAGGAUAUCUUCCUCUGACCCCUUUCCCUGCAGCAGUUCCUCAUCUCUCCAACACAAUCAAUAUGAGUGUUUCAGAAAGAUUUUAUGAAAUACAAAAAAAAUGAGGCCUAAAGCGACAGAGCCACUUUAAGUCUGCAGAUCAUCUUACAAAUUGGGAAAAUAUCUAAAGCUGAGACACCUCCAUGCUGCUUACAAGGAUGGACUCCUUAAUUCACCUUGAUGCGCAAGUGAAGGCAUUCACAUAACUCUGUUGGCUAUGAAAUCGAGACUAGUGUGUGCCACUGUUGUCCGAAAUGGGUGGAUCUGCCUGAAAAGGGGGGCAAAUUCUCAAGGCUUUUCCAGUCACGCACAGAACACUGAUGAGGUUUGUAAAUGGUCCUAGUGUCCUGACACUUUUUAAAACAGCUUGGAUGCAUCUGGUGAUGUGCUUUUUGGGGACAGAUUCCUGGUGUCCCUCAUCUAGAAACAAACCCUGGACAGUUGGACAGGACCUCAAUUGAGUGAGAUCCCACCGGAUUCAGUACUGUGGGGAGGUUUUUGGGGGGGGGGUGGAGCAUUCAUGCAGGAAUUGAUGUAGAUUGAUACUCCUUUUAUACAGAAAGAAUGACAAAGUAUCUAAACAUGCAUCUAACGCGAAACACAAAAUUCCUAGUUUGUAAAUGUUUCAAUUUAAUAUUAAAGGGAAACCAUAAUCACCAAAACAACUUUACCUUAAUGAAGCAGUUUUGGUGUAUAGAUCAUGCCCCUGCUGUCUCACUGCUCAAUUCUCUAACAUUUAGGAGUUAAAUCUGUGUUAUUACAGCCCUAGUCAAACCUCCCUGCAUGUGACUCGUACAGCCUUCCUAAACACUUCUUGUAAAGAGUCAUCUAAUGUUUACACUUCCUUUAUUGUAAAUUAUGUUUGCGUUAGAAUCCUCUGCUCUGUUACUAGCUUGCUAGACCCUGUAGGAGCCUCCUGUAAAUAAUUAAAGUUCAAAGUACAGAGCAGGAGAUUAAAAACUUCUAAAGUAAGUUACAUCUGAUUGAAAAUGAAACCAUUUUGCUUUCAUGCAGGCUGUGUCAGUCACAGCCAGGGGAGGUGUGGCUAGGGCUGCAUAAACAGAAACAAAAGUGAUUUAACUCCUAAAUGUCAGAGAAUUGAGCAGUGAGACUGCAGGGGCAUGAUCUACACACCAAAACUGCUUCAUUAAGCUAAAGUUGUUUUCGUGACUAUAGUGUCCCUUUAACCAUUUCACUGCAUAUUCACACCAUUGGUCCACAGCCCAUUUACUGCUUACCAGAAAGCCUUACUUCAUAACAUCCUCUUCUGCAUCACCUCGCUCCAAUUUUGCCUUUUUUUUAUUUAUUUUUUAUUCUUUAUUCCAAUUUGAUUAUUAGCUAAUUUACCAUUAUUAUGUAUUUUUGACAUGUACCCGAUUUCUUUUGGGUAUCUUGUGUUCAUAUACAAUAUGUCUGCUCUUAAAUAAGGAAUACACAUUAAAGUGGGUAUAAUUCUAUGAAACCCCCACACUUGUGUUCCAUUUAACCCAAGAACUGUGGAAGGCAUGGUGAAAUGUUUUGGAUUUUAUUUUGUCUUUUGUGGUCAAUUCUUGGUGAAUGCCAUUAGUGGAGAAUCUUUCUAAAUUAUAAUUAUCUGAAGAGGUUAGAGGUUGGGGUCACAAUAAAAGGGGUACUUGUCUUUUAAUCCCAUAUCCAUAGGUUCGAUUCAUUGGAGGGAUUAAGACAGAACUACCCCAAGAGGAUUCUGAGGUAUUAUAUACAAGGUGGAUUUAAAAUACCAAGCAGUUAAUAAAUCGUCAAAUCGAGAUCAUUGUAUAAAGGGAGAUCCUGGGACAUUGUGAACAGAGGUGUGUUUUGGUAUAGCGUGUGUUCUCUGGGAAUACCAGUCUAUAAAUAAACAAUAUGGAACGGCACUCAAUCCCAUCACUCUGUACCAGGGUGCAACCAAACCAGGUCCCAGUACCAGGAAACAAAUUGCUCAGUGUUGAAGAUGUAGAUAGGUCCAGGCACUCCAAAGUUCAACAAAAGGCAAUUUAUUAAACCCACAGCCACAUCAAACUGCUUGAUAAAGACCAUGUAGGUUGACACGUUGUGAUGUGGCUUUGGGUUUAAUAAAUUGAUCUACAUCUUCAACACUGAGCAAUUUGUUUCCUGGUACUGGGACCUGGUUUGGUUGCACCCUGGUACAGAGUGAUGGGAUUGAGUGCCGUUCCAUAUUGUUUUCUCCGGAACAUAAAUCAUAUUUUGGGAUGUUGCACACAGGUUUUAGGACAUCUGACUCAGAGGACAUGGUAUAUUAUAAGCAGAGGAGAAUUGCGGUUUAUUGUGUGUACAGAAUGAACUGUUACAAAUUAUUGGAAUUAAAUAUCUGUGCCACCCAUUCAUGUUUUUUUGUUUUGUUUUUCCUACAGCAUCUGCUCAUUCUGUAACCUCUGUAAAGCGGGACUACAAAUUUCUCCAGAUGAGGUUACUAGUGCUCCGGGAUGCCCCAUCCUCUCCUCCUUCGAUUACUCUGGGUGCUAGUAAUGCAGUGGCAGGUACGCGAACACAGUCCUCAAUUAACCGUGGCUACUCUGUAUUCUGUGGAUCUGUUAUGUCUUUUUUUUUUUCUUUUUCUUUUUGCAUCUUGCAAGUGUGGCUUGAUGCACACACAGAAAAUAUUUUAAGCAUUUUAAGCAUUUUUCAGACUAUCUUUCAAAGCUCUUUAAACGGAAACUGUCACAGAAAAUUGCCUAUAACCUGUGUCAACCUUUUUAAUGCGGUGCUCAGUUUUUAGACAGGAACUUCUAGUGGCUCUCCUAAUGUAAACCUUGUAAUGGAGGGCUUGCUCAUCAUCUGACCACUCUCAUCCAAUGAGCUGAGCCCUGCACUGCAGCUGCAGUGGUUAUGGGGCACGGAGUAUUCCUUUAAUAUGGCAUACCAGAGGGGGUUUACCUUUUGCGGUACAGGUGACUAAGUUAAAAUUUGCCUGACUUUGUUUGCUUGAGAGCCAACUCUACAUGUCCGUAACUGAUUUGGUCGUUUGUUUGCAUUUGUGACCCCAUGUGCCGUUCGUUACUAAGUAGGACACAGUUACUCCAGCAAGCUCUAUGCUACUAGCCAGACCUGAAAAGUUACUUGACACUGCAAGCCUGGAGAGCCCCUUGCACACUCACAAGGGGCAAAUUUCUACUCCUUGGUGGCGAGAGGCGAGUGGAAAGUUUGUGUCCUGUACUAAAGAUAAUUAAGGCCUGUCAGGUGUUUGAAAUUUAGGUCACAAAAAGUGUGUCAAGUAGAGAGAAACAAGGUUUUCUUGCACGUUGUGUAAAGUCUGCUGUAGUAAUUGACCAUGUUGGUCACAGCGUAGGUUGCGUUUAAUACUAAACAUGAGUAUCCGUGUUCAUAUGAUGUGAGUAGCCAUGCGUAUAUUCACACAACGUGAGUAGCCAUGCGUGUGUUCAUAUGAUGUGAGUUGCUGUACAUGUGUUCUCUAUUCAGAUUUCCUCUGCUCAGCUUUCGGAUCAAGUGUUGGAAAGCUGGAAGAAGUAUGACAAUGAGUGUAAGCUGAACAUGUCCCUGGUGCCACCACCAACAGGUAAUUAAAGGGCCGCAGCACUUGCUGUAGUGUGUUUUAUAGCUGCCUGUGUUGGCACUGGUGUAUGCCUUCUUUCUGGACUUUGGUCAUCAUAACUGAAUGCUGUGUUGUUGGUGUACUUUGACUGUAGGCGUUUGAUGAAAAUCCACAUGUGCUCACUUUAUGAACCAGCUGCAAGUCCAUGGGUGCUCACUGCCUGAUCUAGCUUUAUAUCCACGGGGCUCACUGCCUGAUCUAGCUUAAUGUCCACAGGAUCUGCCUGUACAUGGGCACUUACUGCCUGAUUUGGCUGCCUGUCCAUGGGCACUCACUGUCUGAUCCGGCUGCCUAUCCACAGACACUCACUGCCUGAUCAAGCUGCCUGUACACGGACACUCACUGCCUGAUCCCUGCCUGUCCACUGGCACUCACAGCCUGAUCUAGCAGUGUAACUGUGGGCACUCAUUGCAUGCAGCCGGCCGUAUAACUCCAGACUAACUGUAAGUCUGCUAGGCUUACAUUGCAAGAGGAUGUGGUUCAUACAUAAUCUGGGGACAAUUGGGUAAAUGCUUAAUAAUACACACUGAUAUACCUGUGUGGGAAUGCACAUUCACAGCUGACUAGCCAUAUAUGUACUCAAUAUACAGACACUGCAAGUUACCCUCUCUUUGUAUAUUCCCAGAUCUGGUCUGUAACCGAACAUUCGAUAAAUUUGCAUGUUGGCCGGACACAUUACCCAAUACCACAGUCAACAUGUCUUGUCCCUGGUACCUGCCUUGGUAUAAGAAAGGUAAGAUGCCAUCACACAAUUGAGUUUAGACUUCCACACAAAAACCUAUAGACUAUUCCAGAGGUGGGCAAUCAGAAGCUGGCUGACCAUGAUGGGGUAGAGGCCCAAAAGCUGGAGACCAACAUAUCAGCCUAUUCUGGUGUAGCCCAUUCAUGCACCCAUCUCUGCACCAUUAAUAAAUUUGCUCCACUCUCAGUGCAGCAUGGCUUCGUCUACAAAAUCUGUGGACCAGAUGGGCAUUGGCAGCCAAAGGUGAAUGGACAACUCAAUCGGGAUGCUCGGGAGUGUGAACGGGACAUAAACGAUCAGAACCCCCAGGUAUUUCGUCUUUCAAUAUUCAGUAUGUUCUACUGUAUUGAAGAGAUUAGAUUAUGA
Messenger RNA from Pelobates cultripes (western spadefoot toad), 10291 nucleotides. Lineage: Eukaryota; Metazoa; Chordata; Amphibia; Anura; Pelobatidae. The record is from the annotation of a GenBank genome assembly.